Messenger RNA from Talaromyces marneffei, 1509 nucleotides. RefSeq lists its product as uncharacterized. The record is from RefSeq and is a predicted model, not a curated record. Gene Ontology annotation, molecular function: DNA-binding transcription factor activity, RNA polymerase II-specific; RNA polymerase II transcription regulatory region sequence-specific DNA binding. The coding region runs from base 1 to 1509 and encodes 502 amino acids. NCBI's taxonomy places the organism in Eukaryota, Fungi, Ascomycota, Eurotiomycetes, Eurotiales, Trichocomaceae. Gene Ontology annotation, biological process: regulation of transcription by RNA polymerase II. The transcript is spliced from 4 exons.
AUGAGCCUUUCGUCUGGCGCUCCAAUCUUUGCGCCCUCGGCUGCUACUCCUGUCAAAGAGAAUGCCCCUUCCAGUAGUGGAAACGCCCAGGGUGAAUCCAGCAGUGCAACAGUGCUACCGAAUCCAGCAGAGACUGGACAGUUUCCUUCUCAGUUUUCAAAUUCCAACCUAUUUGAACGUGCCGCAGUUCAAGUUGAAAAAAGCGAAGUUGUUACUGAGCAGAAUCGGCCAGCGGACAGUUGGGGUGCUCCCGGCAGUAAUAUGAGUGUUUCGCAAAACACGCAAGCCGACGAGCCUGAAAGUCACGGGGAAGAGAAUGAUGACGACCUCGCUGAGGAUUUUAGCAAUGGCGAAGAAGGAGAAGGCGGGCAGGGAAGAUCCGCCGGUGAUGAAGAUAAUAGCAAAAAGACGAAACGAUUUCGCCUCACACACAAUCAAACUCGCUUCCUUAUGAGCGAAUUUACUCGACAGGCGCAUCCGGAUGCAGCGCAUCGCGAGAGACUAUCACGAGAAAUUCCUGGUCUUAGUCCUCGCCAAGUGCAGGUUUGGUUCCAAAAUAGACGAGCAAAAUUGAAACGUCUUACGAGCCAGGAUAGAGAUCGAGUGCUAAAAUCACGAGCACUCCCUGACCAUUUCGACAGGACGCAAAUGUUGCAACAGCCGUAUAAUCCCAGGCAUUCGGCUAAUACAUCCCCGACUUCGCCUACAACAAGAUCAUCGUUUAGCACCGGUCACAAGCCAUUGGCUGUGAACAACAUAAAGCGCAACCCUGGUGACGAGUACCCAAUUUCUCCUGCAUCAGCAUACGGUAACUACGUGAGUUCACCCGGAAUUUCAGAACCAUUUUCGCCAACAAAUAAUACUGGCCACCCGGCAACUUUACCGAGAGUCCCAGGUGUGCACCCACCACAUUCUCAUGAAUAUAAUCGAUCACAUAGCUUUUCCAGCUCGUACGCGAACUGGCAGUAUCCUCAGAGACUUCAUAUGCCUCCAUCGGAAUCUGGUAUCAAGACGGAGCACACCAUGAAUCCUCUUCACCGUCCGACGGCUUCGUAUCCGGGAUUAGCUGGCACCAUUCCAGAAGGAGCCUACGACCGACAUUCAUCUCAAGCAAGUUCUGUAGAUCACGGAACUACUACUCAAACGAAUAGUCCUCUACCGUCGGCGAUGGCAUAUCAAGGACAACACUCGCAUACAAACGAACAAUAUCCAUCAUCUAACGAGUCUGCCUACAACACACCAGUGGGUUAUCGCCACGUUCUCUCAUUGCAGACGGGCCAGCUUCCUCCACCGCAAGAAUAUCAAGUCUCACCAUUUACACCAUCAUAUAAUUUUGAUUCUUUCUACCAACAAUAUACGCAUGAGAAUUCCUCUACAGUCAGCUUGCCGGCCUCGUAUAUGCGUUCAUCGCAGCAGAGCACUUAUGAGCCGGCGAGUGGGACUUAUUCAUAUGACAAUCAGGAUAUGAGCCAUCGACUUGCAGCGUCGCAGCCGGGAGGUACGAGGUAA